Messenger RNA from Cyprinodon variegatus (sheepshead minnow), 1048 nucleotides. RefSeq lists its product as uncharacterized. The transcript has 5 exons. The record is from RefSeq and is a predicted model, not a curated record. NCBI's taxonomy places the organism in Eukaryota, Metazoa, Chordata, Actinopteri, Cyprinodontiformes, Cyprinodontidae. Bases 1 to 912 code for a protein of 303 amino acids. Gene Ontology annotation, biological process: response to bacterium.
AUGAGUUGUACUGAAGAUUUUAAGUUUGAGGUAAAGACCGUCCCUCCAGGACAAAAUGUCACCCUGACAUGCCCUCGCCAGAGCUCUGUUCUCUACCAAGAAACUUUGUACUGGAUCCGCCUUGUUUCUGGAAAGUGGCCUGAAUUUCUUGGGGCAACAUUUAACUUCAUGGGCGAUGAAGAUUCCAAGAAUCGUCACAUUCAGACAAAACAAGACCGAGGAGAAUUUCUUCUUGAUGUUACUGAAGCUCAGCAGAAUGAUACUGGACUUUAUUACUGUAUUAAAGUCAGACAACUUGACUUCAUGUUUAUGAAAGGAACAUUUGUGAAGAUUGAAGGAAAGAAUUCAGAUGUAAGCGUUGUUCUUCAGAAGCCUCCAUCUGGUCCAGGUCAUCCAGAAAACCCAAAGGCUUUACAGUGUUCAGUUCUGUCCAACUCAGAGAGGUCAACAUGUCCAGCAGAUAACAGAGUGUACUGGUUCAAAGCUGGGUCAGAUGACUCUCAUCCCAGUUUACUUUAUUUACAAGGAAACAGUUUAGAGGAAUGUGACAAUAGUUUAGAGGCUCCAUCAAUACAGAAAUGUUUCUACAACUUCUCUGAGACGGUAGACCCUGGAACGUAUUACUGUGCUGUGGCUGCAUGUGGUCAGAUAUUAUUUGGAAAUGGAACAAAACUGCAUAGUAAAGAAGCCAUCAAUAAAUCAGAGCACAUCCACAUUUUCAUUUGCUUUGGCUUGGCAAUAAGCCUCAUCUUUUUAGUUUUCCUUACUUUUAUCAUCAAGCAAAGCAAUGGCAACGUGCCAGCAAAUUUUUACACUGCUGUCAUUUUCACAGUAAUAACUCCUAAAUGUGGAAAACAGAAAACAAACACACAGAGGAUCUACGCUGCUGUUAUGGAUUUUAUACCGGAUUAGUGGUGAAAUACAGAGUGAAACUCAGCUUAUUUAUAUAGAGCUGCAAUAGAUCCAUACUAAACAUCAUAAACUAUAAACGGUAAAAAAAAAAUCAAAUACAUUAAACCACCCACACAGACGAAACCUAAACCAGCUG